This is a messenger RNA of Merops nubicus (carmine bee-eater), 1692 nucleotides long. RefSeq names its product collagen, type XXI, alpha 1 (gene COL21A1). Lineage: Eukaryota; Metazoa; Chordata; Aves; Coraciiformes; Meropidae. The transcript has 14 exons. The annotation marks the transcript as partial. The record is from RefSeq and is a predicted model, not a curated record.
AUGGCACAGAUUGUAAUGUUUUUUCAGAUGCUGUUAAUUCUGCUGCUUCAUGAUUACGUCUCAGCUGACAAUGGGGAAACAAGAGCAAGUUGCAGAACUGCCCCGGCAGAUUUAGUUUUUAUCUUAGAUGGCUCUUACAGUGUUGGCCCAGAAAACUUUGAAAUAAUCAAAAGCUGGCUUGUCAAUAUUACAAGAAAUUUUGACAUAGGGCCAAAGUUCAUUCAAGUUGGAGUUGUCCAGUACAGCGAUUACCCUGUACUUGAAAUUCCCCUUGGAACUCAUGAAUCCACUGAGAAUCUCAUCAGGGAAAUGGAGUCCAUACACUACUUAGGAGGAAAUACGAGAACAGGAAGAGCUAUUCAGUUUGCCUUUGACCACGUUUUUGCAAAAUCUUCAAGAUUUUUAACAAAAAUAGCAGUUGUUCUCACUGACGGAAAGUCACAAGAUGAAGUCAAAGAUGUAGCAGCAGAAGCGAGGAAAAAUAAAAUAACUUUGUUUGCUAUUGGUGUUGGCUCUGAAAUUGAGGAAGAUGAACUUAAAGCUAUUGCUAACAAGCCUUCAUCAACUUACGUAUUUUAUGUUGAAGACUAUAUUGCAAUAUCAAGAAUUAAAGAAGUUAUAAAGCAGAAACUCUGUGAGGAAUCUGUUUGUCCAACAAGAAUUCCAGUGGCAGCUCGAGAUGAAAAAGGAUUUGACAUCCUUGUAGGAUUAGGUGUGAAGAAAAAGGUUAAAAAGAGAAUUCAAAUACCAGCUACUAAUGCAAAAGCUUAUGAAGUAACCUCACGUGUUGACCUGUCAGAAUUGACAAGGAAUGUGUUUCCAGAAGGUCUGCCUCCAUCUUAUGUGUUUGUGUCCACUCAAAGAUUUAAAGUAAAAAAGACAUGGGAUUUGUGGAGAAUUCUAAGUCUGGAUAAAAGACCACAGAUAGCAGUCACUAUUAAUGGAGAAGAGAAAACAUUAUCAUUCACUACAACAAGUUUAAUAAAUGGCACACAAGUUAUUACUUUUGCUGCACCUCAUGUAAAGACAUUGUUUGAUGAAGGCUGGCAUCAAGUUCGUCUCUUAGUAACAGAAGACUUUGUAACUUUGUAUAUAGAUGGCCAAGAAAUUGAAAGGAAGCCUUUACAUCCUGUUUUAGGUAUUUACAUCAGUGGCCUAACGCAAAUAGGAAAAUAUUCUGGAAAGGAGGAAACUGUACAGUUUGAUAUACAAAAACUGCGAAUCUACUGUGACCCAGAGCAAAAUAAUCGGGAAACAGUCUGUGAGAUCCCAGGAUUUAAUGGAGAGUGCAUGAAUGGUCCUAGUGAUGUAGGCUCGACACCUGCCCCCUGCAUAUGCCCACCAGGAAAACAAGGACCUCCAGGCCCCAAAGGUGACCCUGGGCAGCCUGGGAAUCAUGGCUAUCCUGGUCAGCCUGGUCCAGAUGGUAAGCCUGGACCACGUGGCUUACCAGGUAUCAAGGGAGAGCCAGGGAAAGAUGGGGCUAAGGGUGACCCUGGACUCCCUGGUUUUCCUGGAUUACAUGGGAUGCCAGCACCAAAGGGAGAAAUGGGUCCUAAAGGAGAGCAAGGUGUGCCAGGAAUAUAUGGAAAAAAGGGUUCUAAAGGAGAGAAAGGUGAUAUGGGGUUUCCAGGAAUAGGAGAUCCUGGCAGAAAUGGGAAAGAUGGAUUACCAGGAAGUCCUGGUUUCAAG